AUGUGGUUCUUAUUUUCAUUUUUCGGAUUGUUACUGCUGAGUCAGGAUGCGAAUGCACUCAAGUGUUUCACUGAAUACACGUUCGUGCGUGGUCAAAACGUUGGUACAUCAAUGGAGACAUGUAGUGGCAAAAACGAUUACUGUUAUAACGUUACGGCGGAUACGAAUAUUGUGCAUAAGGUGAAGGCAGCCGGGUGUGCAUCAAUAAAAUGCAUUGUAAGUGAGCACACUUCACCACUGCAAGCGAAUGUCACGAGCAGUGAUGCCUAA
Messenger RNA from Anisakis simplex (herring worm), 270 nucleotides. NCBI's taxonomy places the organism in Eukaryota, Metazoa, Nematoda, Chromadorea, Rhabditida, Anisakidae. The record is from the annotation of a GenBank genome assembly.